Mytilinidion resinicola is the source of this 1822-nucleotide messenger RNA. RefSeq lists its product as uncharacterized. The transcript has a single exon. The record is from RefSeq and is a predicted model, not a curated record. NCBI's taxonomy places the organism in Eukaryota, Fungi, Ascomycota, Dothideomycetes, Mytilinidiales, Mytilinidiaceae. The annotation marks the transcript as partial.
AUGUGUCGAUUCCAUUCAUCGGGCGAUGUCGAAUACGACAAGGUUGCCUCAGCGAUCAAUCGGAUCCUUGAUGCCACAAAAUCCCGCCAAUUCGACGAGCACGCUAAACCUAACGGGGAUCAACAACAACGCCUUUUGGACUAUUUAAAGUUUGAUCAGAUGGAAUCCCGUCACAUGACAAUCAGAACUGCCCACGCCAAGACUUGCAAAUGGCUACUCAACAAACAUGAGUAUGAAGAGUGGCUCGAUGAUACCAAGCUAUCUAGCCACCAUGGGUUUCUUUGGAUAAAAGGCAAGCCUGCGACGGGAAAAUCUACUCUGAUGAAAUUCGCUCAUUCAACCUUCAAGAAGAGGAAAGAGAACAACAUCAUCAUCUCAUUCUUCUUCAAUGCAAGAGGCCAUCACCUAGAGAAAUCCGCAAUAGGGAUGUAUCGGUCCUUAUUGUUUCAACUUCUAGAUCCACGCCAAAACCUCCCACAUUUAGUUGAUGUGCUGGCGCCGAACGUGCCGGAAAAGCUCAACAAAUGGGAUGUUGACGCUCUCAAGAAUCUGUUCGGUCAUGCCGUCAAAAGUCUCGGUCGACGUCGCCUGACUUGCUUCAUCGACGCAUUGGACGAAUGUAACGAGGACCAAGUGCGGGAAAUGGUGGCGUUUUUCGAACGUCUCGGACAAUUUGCGGUCUCUUCCGAGACUGUAUUCCACGUCUGCUUCUCAAGCCGCCACUACCCGCACGUCACGAUCGAGAAAGGUGUCCACCUUGUCCUCGAAGGCCAGGAAGGCCAUCAGCAAGAUAUCGCCAGUUAUCUGCACAGCGAAUUGAAGGCCGGGAAGAGCAAGCUGGUCACCCAGAUCAAAGAGGAGAUUCUCGAGAGGGCUUCAGGCAUCUUCUUAUGGGUAGUACUCGUUGUUCAAAUGCUUAACAAGGAAUUCGAUCGAGGGCGUAUACAUGCGCUUCGUAGGCGACUCGAUGAGAUCCCAAAUGGGCUGGAUGAGCUCUUCCAAGACAUCUUGACCAGAGACGGCCAGAACUUGGAGGAUCUGGUACUUUGCCUCCAGUGGAUACUCUUCGCCAAACGGCCGUUGAAGACCCAAGAGCUCUACUUUGCCGUUCUAUCCGGAGCUUCACCUGAUGAUCUGCAGAUGACUGCAUGGGACCCUGAAGAGAUUACCAAGCAGGACAUGGAAAGAUUCAUUCUCAGCUCCUCCAAGGGCCUGGCAGAAACGACGAAAUCAAAUCACCAAACGGUCCAAUUCAUACACGAAUCUGUACGGGAUUUUCUCCUGAAAGGGAACGGGCUAGACAGGCUGCAACCUCGCCUCGGUGAUAACUUUGUCGGCCUUAGCAACGAGCGGCUGAAGCAUUGCUGUCAGGCCUACAUGGAAAUCGAUUUCUCUGGGUAUCUGCCCGUGGACACCGAGUUGCCAAUUGCUUCUACAAAGGAGGCUAAGGAACUACGCCAGUUGGCGUCCGAGAAGUUCCCUUUCCUCGAAUAUGCUGUCCACAACGUACUUUGUCACGCGGACACUGCAAGCCAAUAUGAAAUCUCGCAAUCUGGCUUUCUCCAAUCGUUCCCUCGUAAAGAGUGGAUCCACUUGGACAAUGUCUUGGAGAAUUUCGAGAUACGACGUCAUACUAGCGCAUGUAGCCUGUUGUAUAUCCUAGCGGAGCGAAAUUUGUUGAGUCUCAUUGCUGGUGAACUAGAAAGGACGCCGUACUCCGAUGACGCAGCCGAACGUUACUGCUCUCCAUUACAUGUUGCCUUGGCUCAAAAGAACGAAAACGUGAUAAGAGCAUUAUUAGCACAAAAUACCGAUACUGCGC